UUUAUUUUAAUUCUCUAAGCACUUAUAAGUGACUGUACUUUUGUCGUGUCGAUAAAGCUUGAAGUAUAAUGGACUGCCUCUCCUAGCGAAUUACAAGUCAACUGCACGGAAUAUUUCAUGCUUAAUAUAUAACGUUAUAACAAUUUCGCUGACAUGUGUAGACAUGUUCAAGUAAUCAAGACCUUUAAUAAUACCUGUAGUCGUAGCUGUUCUUGUAAUACAGUUGUCCUUACUAAUGUUUGACAAUAUUUGAUACACUUGUCAUCUACUUUGGUCAGAGGUUUCUCUUCGAAGUUAUGGGCACAAACGUCCAAACCAUGCAAUGCAAUUGUUCUCCUUUCAUGGAUACCAGUAAAGAUUCCAGUUUCUACUGGAUAUAGCCAAUUAAAAAGCGACACUUGGAAUCAAAAUAACUGAAGCUGAGGUAUCAGUGCCCAUGAUAACGCUACAUUCAAGUAACUGCAUAAAAAUGCAAAGUCAAUGUUCCAGAAUUCAUGCUAACUCUGACAUGAUAAUAGAUAUGUCGGUCGAUGGACAAGUUAAGUAGGUAGGUAGUGUUCUAGAACUAGUAUACCUCGAAUGAAAAACGUUUGACACGCACGCACAUAUUUAUGACGAAACAAAGAGGCUUGGAGACCGAAUGUUUUGAAACCGUAACCCAUUCCAAACAAAAACGCUAAACUACUGUCAGCGAUGGACGCAGAAGCGGAGAAGUUGGCCCACUGCUGCCACGUUGUUAACAACCUAGACGCGUGGAGAAGGUCAGGUGUUCUCUGUGACGUAGUUCUGGAGGUCGGCGAUCAGACGUUCCCGGCUCAUAGCGUUACCUUGUCGAGUUUCAGCGGGCGUCUGAAGCAGAUGUUUGAAACAGCAGAUGAAUACAGAGAGGUACCUUACCACAUCUCUCUGGAUGAGGGGAGGAUGACCUUCUCGGCAAUGUCCAUCAUUUUGGAUUUCAUGUACACAUCUGAGCUGCGAAUCACCUUCAGCAACGUCAUGGAAAUCAUGGGCGCAUGCGACGAGCUCAUUGUGCCCGCCAUUAUCGAGAAAUGUCGAGACUUCCUGAAGACAUUUGACCUUGAGACAUGUCUUGACUGUCUGUGGGUGACAUCACAUUACCAAUACUGGCUGGGAGGAGUUUACAAGACCGUUCGACAGUUCGUCCUUGCGAACUUUAUGUCUGUUAUGAACACACGUAGUUUCUAUACUCAGGAUGUGGCGCAGCUUGAGAGCAUUUUGGAAGACGACGACCUUUCAGUUCCGAGGGAGAUCGAAGCCUUCCUCGCCAUCUUCCGUUGGAUCGAAGGCGAGGCUGACAUGAGGGUACAUUUCGCACAUAGACUGUUGAGUAAAAUCCGUUACAGCCACAUUGAUCCGGACGAGUUUGCCGAAGCCGUGAAGCAUGUCAACAGCAUCCAGUCCUGUCGGAAAGUCGUUCUCGAGGCGUUUCAGUUCUAUUCCUCACAGAAGACUGUCUCAUUUACGCCUCAGCGGAGAAGGGGCAAGAUUCGUCAGACUACGCGGGAAGCGUACCGUGAAGACAAGGUGACCGCGCCGCAGCCGGUCGCGGUGCCCCGGCCGUCCCGUAGCACGGUCAUGGAGAACACCGUUGUGAUUGUCGGCGGGCUUUGUGAUACGGCCGAGGGCCCGGGGGUGGUGGGAGCCCGAGGUCACAUGAUUCACAAGUUCAACCGCGGCCAGAACCGCUGGGAGCUGCUCACAACUCUACCUGCCAGCGAAUCCCGGGACCACAGCGCUGUCGCUGUGCUUUAUGACAAUCUCUAUAUCAUAGGUGGUACGGAUCCCCAGAGAGCCAGUAAGGAGUACACCCCGCUCGACACGUGUUACCGGUACGACCCGGACACAGACGCGUGGGCGGAUGUAGCUGCCAUGAACAGCCAGCGAACCUACGCACAGGCUGCGGCACUCCAGGGCGUGGUGUACGUAGUGGGUGGACUGGGGGACCGACAACGGGUUCUUGGUACCGUGGAGUACUACAACCCUACCCUGGACGACUGGACGUACGCAGCGCCCCUCCUGUACCCGCGCUUCGCCGCUGCCGUCGCUGUUCACACGGACAGGUUGUUCGUGGCGGGCGGCAGGACAGAACCAGACGUUGUUUCCGAUGUUGUGGAGAUGUACGAUCCCGGGACAGACAGGUAUACAGGGCCGUAAAUCUAGGGAGGUCGGGUAAAUAUGACAAU
Molecule: messenger RNA, 2204 nt
Organism: Branchiostoma floridae (Florida lancelet)
Lineage: Eukaryota; Metazoa; Chordata; Leptocardii; Amphioxiformes; Branchiostomatidae
Product: kelch-like protein 9
Exons: 4
Coding region: 694-2175 (493 amino acids)
Molecular function (GO): protein binding
Source: RefSeq, a predicted model, not a curated record